CCUGUUCACUUUGGUAUUGCUUAUUAAGAGUCCUUGAAGUAAAAACUGAAUUUCAUGUCUGGUUCUGGUGGAUACUGGAUAGUGGUGUUGGUGUGAUUUGAGUCAUCAUCGAUAUUUAGCUGGGGCAUCAGUUAGUAUUCGUUUUCUUUCCAAAAUGGAUGAGUUCAGGUGCAAGAUUUGUUCUAUAUACAUGUUUAUAGGUGGACGUUUACCAAAAGUAUUGAGAUGUGGCCACACCAUUUGUUCAUUUUGUGUGUUUUACCUGGUCAGUGAGGGUAACCUCACUUGUCCAUUCUGUAAAGCUUUCCAUCGUGUGCUGCAAGCUGAAAGUGUCCCUUAUAAUCACAUGGUUAUCAACAUACUCACUUCUCAGGCUGCUAGAGCCCUAUCAGCCACCUUUAAAUCACCGUACAGAAGCAGUUAUGAAUCUGAGAGCUCAGGCACAAGGUCCCAUACCUGAAACAACUGUAAAUGCAGGAUUUUGCAUUGAGCAUGGCCUUCCAUGUGAUCACUAUUGUAUUAAAUGUAGGGUGUGGAUCUGUGAGGAUUGUACAUUGUUCAACCAUCCGCAUAAAACUUGCAAUAUGUCCACUAUGCGUUAUUGCUCAGAUCAGCUCAUGAUGAUGGAAGGGGGUAACUCUGGGGAACUCUUUGAUGAAAACAUUACACUUUAUGCUUUGAAGAAAUCAUUUACUAUGAAGUUGCUGAGAAUAUUCAGAAAGCACAUAAUGGAAGUCAGAAUACUUGUUAAUGAGUGUCACAAGGCUUUGAGGGCUCUGGAUCAAGAGAGAUUCUAUAUCAUUUCCACCUUAUCUGAUGCAAGACCAGCUAAAUUUCUAUUACAUGAAGCAAAGGGCAAAUUGAGUGAAGAAUGGGGUCCAGAAGCAUUGUUAGCAACAUGUCGCACGGCAAUAGAAUUAAAAAAUGUUCUUCGGCACUGGUAUGGUAUAGUACCUGUAAAAGGCUCAAAAGUAACUCUGUAUAGUCAAGAGAUUCAGAGAGCCAUUACUGCUACUAUAGCAAUAUUUAAGGGGUUCUUGGAGGUUUUUGCACAUGGACGCUUUACUUUUAACCUCAAAGAUAAGAGCAAUAGAUCAUUGGUGAAACAAUACCUGCCUACACUUACGGCUCUAGUAGUUUAUAAAGAGGACAGCGAUGAUGAGUUUAGCAUAGAAGUAACAGAAGAGAACAAAAUGAGUGAUGAUAAAGAUGAAGGGGAGUUAGCAGCAUCCCAGAAGGUCCCCUCACAGUAGGGGGAACAGGAUCCCCUGUUACCAGCUGUGAACAAACUAAAGAUUUGAUUUCUGGGAGCAAAGGUGGUAGUAAUACGUAGUAGUAGUAGCAUGGAUGAUAGUUAUCAGAACAAGAGAGGGUCAGAGAGCACCGUCUUUAGGUAAACGAUUUGUAUACACAAAUUUUAAAAGAUAAUUUGAUAAAGAAAUGUACAAUUAUUUUACAGUACAGUGAUAAAUUCUUGAUAAAUGAGUAAGGAGUAUGACAAAAUGAUUUAAAACUGUGUGACUAAGGGUGUUUGUAUAGCUGCUGUUUUAGAAUUCAUUAAAUUGCUCGUAAGCAAAUUUUAAAUUUUCAUAACGCGGAGAAUUAAGAUUGCAGUGAAAGUAACAGAAUUAACAAAAAAAUUUAAUGUAACAUUAAGACAAAGCUAGGACUGGACUUAUGUCAGUCUCUUAUUUGCAAAAACAUGGUAAUAGUAGAGAUUUUCUGAUGUUUUCUGCUGUAAUCAAGCCUUUUAAGGUAUGACUGCUAUUUUAGUUGAUUAUGAAUUGUAUUUAAAACUGAUACAGUAUUUAUGAAUUUAAUAAAUUGCAACCAUGUAAGAA
This is a messenger RNA of Macrobrachium nipponense, 1841 nucleotides long. RefSeq lists its product as uncharacterized. NCBI's taxonomy places the organism in Eukaryota, Metazoa, Arthropoda, Malacostraca, Decapoda, Palaemonidae. Bases 423 to 1253 code for a protein of 276 amino acids. The transcript has 4 exons. The record is from RefSeq and is a predicted model, not a curated record.